AUGCCUACUUGGGGGGCCGGCUUCCUGUCACCCGACCACUUUGCUGUGUCUGCGAAUGCAGAGGACCAGGUGCGCAAGCAGCAGCCCUACGUGGAGCGCAUCUUCGGCAUAGAGAUGAGCUUUCUACCGAAGGACUGCCCGGAGAAUCCCCACAUCUGGCUGCAGCUUGAGGGUCCCAAGGAAAAUGCCAGCAGAGCCAAGGAGUACCUAAAAGGUCUCUGCAGCCCGGAGCUGCAGAAUGAGAUCCACUACCCAUCCAGACUGCACUGCAUCUUCCUCGGAGCCCAGGGCUUCUUCCUUGAUUGCUUGAUUUGGAGCACAACAGCCCACAUGGUCCCCCUGGCCCCUGGCACGCUGAUGAUCAGUGGCCUGACUGAGGCCUUCGUUAUGGCUCAGAGCCGAGUGGAGGAGCUGGUGGAGCGGCUGAGUUGGAACCUGAGGCCAGGGCCAUGUUCGGGAGCCUCUCAGUUUGCUGGUGUGCUGAGAGACUUUUCUGCCCUGCUGCAGUCCCGAGGGGAUGCUCACAGAGAGGCCUUGCUGCAGCUGCCCUUGGCUGUCCAGGAGGAGCUGCUGAGUCUGGUGCAGGAGGCAUCCAGGGGGCAGGGGCCACAAGCAGGCCUGGCCUUGGAGGGGAGGAGCCCAGGCCUGCCAGGAGUUGGAACUCUCCUGAGUGAAGUUGGGGAAUCCCUGGACACUGGAUCUUUGGGGUGGGGAGGAUCAAGGGGGGAGAGAUAUGCCACAGUGAGGGAAGGUGGAAGAACUGGUGGUCCCAAGGAGAUGAAUUUGGGGUGGAAGGAGGUGUCUGGGGAAGAUGCUUGGGAGAGAGGUGAAACUUUCAGACUGCAGUCAGGGGGAGGAGUAGUCGGGGCAUCAGUGCCCAUGAAAGGGAAGGCUAUGGGGAAGGAGCCGCAGGAAAGAGGAGGGUUCUGUGUGCAGCAGGAGCCUCCUGGUGCUCAUGGCCCCUCUCAGAGAGCAAGUCAGCCUCGGGGAACCUCCCUCCUCCAGCGACUCCACAAUGGGCAAGCCUCACCCCCAAGAGUGCCUAGCCCUCCACCUGCCCCUGAACCCCCAUGGCACUCUGGAGACCGGGGAGCUAGGGGAGACAAGCAGCAGAUCAUGAGUCGAGGUCGGAAACGGGGCCCCCGGGGAGGCAACCUGGUGACUGGCACCCAGCGUUUCCAGGAGGCCCUACAGGAUCCCUUCACCUUGUGCCUUGCCAAUGUGCCUGGCCAGCCAGACCUCCGCCAUAUCGUCAUUGAUGGCAGCAACGUGGCUAUGGUGCACGGCCUUCAGCACUGCUUCUCCAGUCGGGGCAUUGCCAUUGCUGUGCAGUACUUCUGGGACCGUGGCCACCGAGACAUAACUGUCUUUGUGCCUCAGUGGCGCUACAGUAAGGAUGCCAAGGUCAGAGAGAGCCACUUCCUGCAAAAGCUGUACUCUCUCAGUCUGCUCUCUCUCACUCCCUCUCGAGUCAUGGAUGGCAAGAGGAUCUCCUCCUAUGAUGACAGGUUCAUGGUGAAGCUGGCUGAAGAGAGAGAUGGGAUCAUCGUCUCCAAUGACCAGUUCCGGGACCUGGCGGACGAGUCUGAGAAAUGGAUGGCAAUCAUCAGAGAGCGCUUGCUGCCCUUCACCUUUGUGGGAAACCUUUUCAUGGUCCCUGAUGACCCGCUGGGGCGAAAUGGCCCCACUCUGGAUGAGUUCUUGAAGAAACCAGUCAGGACACAAGGGUCUUCUGAGGCUCAGCAUUCUCCCAGGACCAGUGCAAAACAAGGCCAUCAGCAGCGGGUGAAAGAGGAGGAAAAAGGCAGCGGAGGUAUUCGGAAGACCCGUGAAACUGAGCGGCUCCGGCGCCAGCUGCUGGAGGUGUUUUUGGGCCAGGAUCACAAGGUGGACUUUAUCCUGCAGCGGGAGCCGCACUGCAGGGACAUCAACCAGCUCUCUGAGGCCCUGCUCAGUCUCAAUUUUUGA
Messenger RNA from Chrysochloris asiatica (Cape golden mole), 1968 nucleotides. It is a transcript of the gene KHNYN, whose product is annotated as KH and NYN domain containing. Gene Ontology annotation, molecular function: mRNA binding; RNA endonuclease activity. NCBI's taxonomy places the organism in Eukaryota, Metazoa, Chordata, Mammalia, Afrosoricida, Chrysochloridae. The record is from RefSeq and is a predicted model, not a curated record. Gene Ontology annotation, cellular component: nucleus; cytoplasmic ribonucleoprotein granule. The transcript is spliced from 7 exons. The coding region runs from base 1 to 1968 and encodes 655 amino acids.